Molecule: messenger RNA, 1296 nt
Organism: Perca flavescens (yellow perch)
Lineage: Eukaryota; Metazoa; Chordata; Actinopteri; Perciformes; Percidae
Product: sialoadhesin
Exons: 5
Coding region: 61-882 (273 amino acids)
Source: RefSeq, a predicted model, not a curated record
UGCUGCAGGUUCAACAUUAGAACAAGUCAAACAUUAAAUCAACUCAUUAAAAAAGAAAGGAUGGCAGUUUGGGACAGAAAGAUUUCCUAUUGCUUCACGUUACUGCUCGCUGGAGCUCUGGGUCAAAGAGUGAACUAUCCAGAUCCUGUUUGUGGUAUAAAAGGAUCAACCGUCACCCUACCCUGCUCCUUCACACCGCCGGAGUCUGUCGAUGAUGAUCCAGGAGUUUUGAUCGAGGUUGUCAGAGUCGCCUGGUGCACCGAUGACUUCUGUCAGCUUACCGCUCUGUCUGUGUACGACAGCGAAUCACAGAACAACGACCCUCGUUACAGAUACCUGGGAGACAAGAAGGGAGACUGCACUUUACAGAUCUCAGAUCUACAGAAGGAAGACGACACAACUUUACGCUUUAGAGUGGAAACUAAUGAUCGCAGAACAACUUUCACUGGCCGACCAGGAGUGAGAGUCACAGUCGUAGAUGCUGCUCUGAUGGAGAUAAGAAGCUCCAGAGAUGACGGAGAGUUUAAAAGAGGAGAAGAAGUCACACUGAGCUGCACCACAAUCUGCUCUAUCCACCAACUGGAGGUCAGCUGGUUCAGAGAUGGCUCCGCCCUCUCAGAGUCUGGCCCCGCCCUCCAUCUCAGCUAUCUGACUGCAAAGGAUUCUGGGAACUACACCUGUGGUUUGAAGAAGAACAAGCGCACCCUCUCAGCGCCGUACAGCCUGCACGUGGAGAAUGACAAGGACGUGCGUUCGCAAGAAAGCAAACAUGACUGUGCAGGGUCAGGACUAAACAGGGAGAAGCAGCAUUCAGUUUUUAUGCUCCACACAUCUGGAACAACAGCUCCGCCGCAACUCUCACUUCUUUUAAAUCAAUGCUGAAGAACUUAAUAUUUGAUGCUGCUUGCUUUAAAUAAUUGUUAAUUUCUUAUACUGCAGUGUAACUUUUAUUCUCGUGUUUUAUCUUUUUAAUUUUGUAAUCAUGUUUAACUGCUCUUUAAUGUUUGAUGUAAAGCACUAUGAAUUGCCCUGUUACUGAAAACUAAGCUGCCUCUGAGUAUGAGAGACGCUCUAUGUCAAACCAUGUUUGACAUAAACUUAUACUCUUAAAGUGAUCUAAAAGAAAUCAUUUCAGACAUUUACUAUUAUGAUCAUAACCCUAAAUACUUUGGUGAACUAAUUUCAAGCACUGAAACAAUUCGUACCACACCCACACACAAAUAAAGACACGCACACACACAAAUAUAUACAAACAGAUUUCAGAGGCUGAAUGGGUUGAGUGCAGAAUAUAUUGUA